Messenger RNA from Paramacrobiotus metropolitanus, 1319 nucleotides. RefSeq lists its product as uncharacterized. NCBI's taxonomy places the organism in Eukaryota, Metazoa, Tardigrada, Eutardigrada, Parachela, Macrobiotidae. Bases 388 to 1032 code for a protein of 214 amino acids. The transcript is spliced from 2 exons. The record is from RefSeq and is a predicted model, not a curated record.
CGUAACUGGGUAUUUACAUAGCCAUGGUAUCAGCAUCUUUGCUAUUUUUUGGAUUUCCUGUAAACUGUAAAUUUAAGUUUCUUGUAAAAUUAAGUCAGUCAUAUCACCGGAACUCUUCACGCACCCCCACUUUUAUGCAUCAUAAAUUAAUUUUAGCAGAGGAUCCAAUUACGUUGGUGUCGUAAUCGUAUAAAAUGGGUCUACGUUGAUGACGUACUGUAGUAAAAGUGCGCCACAAACACGGCGGGACUCUUGUAGCUUGACACCACUGGUACGCGAUUAGCCAUCAAACCAAUAAUUCACAUAGAAAAACAACUAUUGCGUAUUGUCUGCCACUAGUUUCCUCGACUAAACCCUUCCUGGAGCUAUUUUGAUUAGAAAGGAGUAAUGGCAUUUGCUCCGCCUAGGCAAAGCGAAACAGCUGGCACGAAGGUUGAAUCCGAUACAAUCAAAGGAUCAACAGAAACAUCUUUUCCGCCCUUUAGCAGUAGUUCGAAAGACCAUAUGCGCAAUUUGAGCUUGAGCGAGGGUGACCUUUCGUCUGCGCAGAACGAUAUGGAUGAGCAGAUGGCGUACACGUACAUGCUAUUAAGAAUGACCAGCGACAGCGAGCACACGGAUGAACUGCUCUACAAGUAUCUUAACAAUUUUACGUCGUUGACGGGAAUUCAACUGCCGGCUUUUAUGGUGCGCGCCCUAUUUGAAGUCCAGAUAAUUUCCCAUGAAACCAACAGCAGUAUCUUUGCCCAGUUUAUGGAUAGUAUGAUCCACAAGAUGAACAACAUCAGUAUCAGAAAUAACCCUGCCAAAUUUUAUGCUGUUCUGGGAAAGAAUUUAUGUCAUCUGGGCACAGUCAUGCGCACUAUGAGUGCCAUAUUAGCCGAUCAGGAGUCCGAGGGAGAUGCCAGAGUAUCGAUGACGACGGCAGGUGCUUCGGGAAAGUUAUCAUCGGAAGAGAGCGAUGAUGAAUUGUAUUCUGCCUUACAAAUACCGGAUACAAACCCCGGUUGUUCCGGAAAGCAAUGUCAAUAACCAUAAACGGCAGUGGCAAAACGCUGCGAAUUGUGAUAGCUCAUAGAACACUGUUAGGUUCUUUACCAACAUCAUUCUCAUGAUUCUUUACUAUGUUUAAAAUGCUUCGGACAAAUCCAGUCGGACAGGCACUCGAUCUUGGUGGCACUGCGGUGUAUGUAAAUAUCGAUUUUGCUCAUAUCCAAUUUAAUGCCGUUUGUUUUUUCUGACACCUUUGCUCUUUGGACUUAUUAUGACCUUUAUUCAUAAUGUUAUUACAGCAAAUCAGACUUGUAACAAAAAUCACA